AUGACGGACAUUUACACCGAAUCUACUUCGCCCAAGCCGACCACAGCCUUUGACGAAACCAACAAGGCCGCUGCUCGUCUAAUUAAGCCCAAAGCUAUUCUGUAUACCACUGCUCUUUUGUCAUGGAUGCAACCAUUUCAAAGCGGUUGGUCCACAUCGCAGAUGAAUCUGUCACAAUAUCACGACACCGAUGAGUGUGAUGCCCGGCCUGUGGUGGAGGGAACGUGCCUCAUGUUUCCUGGUCACACGAAGCUUGAAUGGACAUUUGCUGUAAAUGCCUGGAUCUUUGGUGCCAUGCGAUCGUCUUGGUCGUAA
Plasmopara halstedii is the source of this 315-nucleotide messenger RNA. Its product is annotated as major facilitator superfamily. The coding region runs from base 1 to 315 and encodes 104 amino acids. The transcript has 2 exons. Lineage: Eukaryota; Oomycota; Peronosporomycetes; Peronosporales; Peronosporaceae. The record is from RefSeq and is a predicted model, not a curated record.